This is a messenger RNA of Peromyscus maniculatus bairdii (prairie deer mouse), 1032 nucleotides long. Lineage: Eukaryota; Metazoa; Chordata; Mammalia; Rodentia; Cricetidae. The record is from RefSeq and is a predicted model, not a curated record.
AUGUUGAUUGAGAGUUUUGACAUGUAUAAUAAUCUGGGUUGGCAUCUGUGGUCUCUUAGUGCGGCGCGCUCCUCUCGACCUGCAAGGAAGAACGACCGCCACACAAAGAUUCUUCCCGAUCACACUUUAUUGGAGAGCGUUUGGUUAAUGGAGUGCUGGAAGCGAGGGGAGGGGGCAGUGAAAGCGGCUGCUUUUUAUAGGGAAAGAGGUGCGAAUCGCUGGCUGAACUUAGCCUGCGGCCACCAGGCAAGACAGGAUUGUUACAGCUGUGGAGAGCUCCUAAGAGUGGAUUCAGAUGUUCCAGACUGGAGCACUAACGUCACAGCAGUGAAUGGAAUAAACUACACUGGAAUUUCAUUUUGUGACAUUGUGUUCUAUACCAUGAUUUUCUUUUCUCUCAUCAUUGGCCUGGUUGGGCUGGUUGGAAAUGCCAUAGUGUUGUGGCUUCUGGGAUUCCACAUGCACAGGAAUGCCUUCUCUGUCUACAUCCUCAACCUGGCUGGGGCUGACUUCCUCUUCAUAUACUUUCAAAUUGUAUACUCUGUUUGUUUUAUCUUAGAAAUCUACUCCAUUCCCACAGGAUUCUAUACAUUUUCUUUUGUUGUGUCAAAUUUUGCUUAUCUUUGUGGCCUGAACAUCCUCAGUGCCAUUAGCAUUGAAAGGUGCCUGUCUGUCAUGUGGCCCAUCUGGUAUCGCUGCCAUCGCCCAAGGCACACAUCAGCUGUCAUAUGUACCCUGGUUUGGUUUUUGUCACUGCUGUUGACUCUCCUGGACUGGACAGUAUGUGAUUACCUAUCUGGUAGUCUUGGCCUUGGUUGGUGUCAGACAUUUGAUUUCAUUACUGCUGCAUGGUUAAUUGUUUUGUUUGUGGUUCUCUUGGGGUGCAGUCUGGCCUUAAUGGUUACUAUCUUGUGUGGCUCACGCAGGAUUCCUGUGACCAGGCUGUAUGUGACCAUUGUGUGCACAGUGCUGGUCUUCCUGUUCUUUGGACUGCCCUAUGGGAUCUACUAUUUCCUCUUAUCAUGGAUUGAG